AUUUCUGAGAAGAGAGGCAUCGCUCUCUCCUUACCCUCCUCCUCUCUCCGGCGUCUCGCAUCAACUCUCCCAAGCUCCUCCUAAUAACCAGCAGCCAGCUCAGUCAGCUGAACGGGCCGGAGCGAACUUGGGAGAGAAGGCGGGGACCGAGAGGCGCCUCGUCGCUCCCGCCAACUGCACAACGCUCGUCCCACCCACCGCAGCUACUACUGCCUGCGGCAGCGAAGACUGCGAGAAGUGGCCGGCCGACCCGCCUGGGUUCACUAUGCUUCUAAGUACUGAACAGAUAAACCUAAUUGGACAAGUGUUUGAGUCGUAUGUUCUGGAACACCACAAAAAUGAUCUCUUGCUGAUUUUAAGAGAAAGAGAUGAUGAUACGCAUUACCCAGUUAUUAUUGAUGCUAUGACACUGUUUGAGACCAACAUGGAAGUUGGUGAAUAUUUCAGUGCUUUUCCCAAUGAAGUGCUCCCUGUUUUUGACAAUGCAUUGCGCAGGGCAGCCAUGACCCUUUCUCAGUCCAUUCCUCAGACAGAUGCCUUUGUUGUUAAACAGAACCUUCACGCCAGGAUAUCAGGGUUGCCGGUUUGCCCAGAGCUAACCAGAGAACACAUCCCAAAGACCAGAGACGUGGGACACUUCCUCUCAGUCACUGGCACUGUUAUUCGUACCAGCCUUGUGAAAGUCCUGGAGUUUGAACGGGAUUACAUGUGCAACAAGUGCAAGCAUGUGUUUGUGGUCAAGGCUGACUUUGAACAAUACUAUGCUUUCUGCCAUCCGCCAGCCUGUCCUAACGAAGAAGGCUGCAACUCAUCUAAGUUUACUUGCCUCUCCGGAACAUCCUGUGCUCCCAACAGUUGCAGAGACUAUCAAGAAAUCAAGAUUCAGGAGCAGGUUCAAAGGCUCUCUGUUGGAAGUAUUCCCCGUUCUAUGAUAGUUGUCCUUGAAGAUGACUUAGUUGACAGCUGCAAAUCUGGUGAUGACAUAACAGUUUAUGGAGUAGUAAUGCAGAGGUGGAAACCUUUUCACCAGGAUGCACGUUGUGAUGUAGAGAUUGUCUUAAAGGCCAAUUACAUUCAAGUAAACAACGAGCAAAUGUUAGGUGUUAUAAUUGAUGAGGAGGUCCGCAAGGAAUUUGAAGAUUUUUGGGAAAAACAUAGGGGCGAUCCCUUAGCAGGGAGGAAUGAUAUUUUAGCAAGCUUGUGUCCUCAGAUUUUUGGGUUGUAUCUUGUGAAGUUGGCAGUAGCCAUGGUGCUUGCAGGGGGUGUGCAGAGAACAGAUGCUGCAGGCACUCGGGUUAGAGGUGAAUCACAUCUUUUACUGGUUGGUGACCCUGGAACAGGGAAAUCGCAGUUUCUGAAAUAUGCAGUAAAGAUUACUCCGCGUUCUGUACUUACAGCAGGAAUUGGAUCCACAAGUGCAGGCUUAACAGUGACUGCUGUGAAAGACUCUGGAGAGUGGAACUUGGAGGCUGGAGCCCUCGUGCUGGCUGAUGGGGGACUUUGCUGUAUUGAUGAGUUUAACAGCAUCAAGGAACACGACAGAACCAGCAUUCACGAGGCAAUGGAACAACAGACCAUCAGUGUGGCCAAGGCUGGUUUAGUGUGCAAGCUGAACACAAGGACCACUAUCUUGGCAGCAACCAAUCCAAAGGGGCAGUAUGACCCUAACGAAUCUGUCUCUGUGAACAUCGCCCUUGGCAGCCCUCUCCUUAGCAGGUUCGACCUUGUCCUGGUGUUGCUGGAUACAAGAAAUGAAGAAUGGGAUCGCAUAAUUUCCUCAUUCAUACUGGAAAACAAAGUUCUUUCUGCAAACUCUUCUCAUGCAGCUUGCCCAAGUGUGUCUGAAAAGCUGUGGACUAUGGAAAAAAUGAAAACAUAUUUCUGCCUUAUAAAGAACCUGCAGCCGGUAUUGACUGAUGAAAGCAACUUGAUUCUUGUCCGCUAUUAUCAGAUGCAGAGGCAGAGCGAUUGCAGGAACGCUGCGCGAACCACCAUCCGCUUAUUAGAGAGUUUGAUACGAUUAGCUGAAGCACAUGCUCGGUUGAUGUUUAGAGAUACUGUGACUGUGGAAGAUGCAGUAACCGUGGUUUCAGUGAUGGAGUCUUCAAUGCAGGGAGGUGCACUCCUUGGAGGUGUCAAUGCACUGCACACAUCAUUUCCCGAAAAUCCACUGGAGCAGUAUCGAAUGCAGUGUAAACUGAUACUUGAGAAGCUGGAACUCCAGGACAUUCUGCGUGAAGAAUUCCAACGACUUGACAGAUUGCAGAAUGAAAAUUCAUCCCAGUUUCUGCAGUCCAAAGAGGCAUCCUCAAACAAUCGCACACUUGAGAAACCGGAGCAGAUGUCUCAUCUGCAACAUUCAGACCAAGAGGGAAGUAAUAUUCAAUUGCAACCUGAUAAGCAUCCAAUAUUCUCAAGUAGCCAGACAUCUGAUGAUAACAGAAUAACAAAGGAAUGGGGCAAACCCAGUGAAUGCAGCAAGGACAGUAGCUUGAGCUGGUUUGACAGUAUGACGGACAGCAACACUGAAGCUGAGAAGAGCAUUUAUGAGUCUCCAGUUGCAAGAAUGUCUCCAACUGCAAGAACGUCUUCGAAAGCCCCACACAACAAACCCUGCUCUAAAGAAAGAAAUGACUUAAGUGAAGCCGAGCAAACCACACCAACAACAAUAGCCCUGGGAAAUGCUUGCAGGCAGGCUGCCUCUGGUCUUGAGGGGGGGAAGGCAACCAAGCUCACAAGCUUCCCUUCAGGAGGCCCAAAUGCAGCAGGUUGUACCUCACCUGAUUUAGUGAUUACUCAAAGGGCCUCUAAGAAAUGGCACAGGACAAACAUUGAAGGAGUUAAUGGGUUUUGUGCAAGUACCCCAGAUCCUAAGGUUGAGUGUUCUCCAACUUUAUUUUCUCCUGCUCCAGCCGUUGUUCCACAACACUCCAGAACAGACUUGGGUGCUUCCCCACCUCACAGUGCGUCUUUAAGGCAACAGAAGUCUGCUAAUUCAACCAGAAAGCGAAACAGAGGCCAAACAGAUAAAGGUGCAGCAGGAAGUUCUACUAAACCUGAAAUCCUGGAAGAUUCGGGACCUGCGGCUGCUAAACUAGCUAAGUUUCAGCGUAAGCAGAAGCCAAAGCUUGCUUGGCCUUCCGAAAAUGAAAACAAUGCCCAGUUGCCCGAUACUGUCUGUACCCCUCACACUUCUACCAAAACUGUGUCAAAAGUGGGAAAGCCAAGGGGAGAAGACUGUCCUGAGAAACACCACAAGGAGCACAAUACUAAGGUGGGAAAUAACAGAAUGGAGAAACUCCCUUGUGAUAACCAAAGAGAGGAGGAGGAGCAAAACGAUCAUUCACUCCCUUUCUCCACAAAAAAGGCAAGAAUGAGAGAGGAAAUAUCAGAUGGUGCAAACACGAAAAAAGUGUGCUCCAGUAUACUGGCAAAAUUAGCCAGCUUUGCCUUCAAGCCAUCAGCUGAAUCAAAGCCAAAGUCUCCAGUUUUGUUGCAUGUCACCAAUAAUGACAGAGACAGACAGAGGGAGCCAUUGGAGGCCCAAACCUCCAAUAGCGUGGGGCACUCAAGGAAGUGCUUUGAUCUAGGAAGAGCCAGCACUGGCACAGGAAAAUCUUUGUUCUCAAUAGCUGAUUUUGAUGAUUCCACCCUAGACUUUGACUGGGAUGAAGAGAGCAAGAGGAAACUCAAAUCUUAAAACAGAACUUCUGCUUCCUCCUCAAAAUGGCACUGCAAAAUGCUGAAAAUGA
Molecule: messenger RNA, 3752 nt
Organism: Lacerta agilis (Sand lizard)
Lineage: Eukaryota; Metazoa; Chordata; Lepidosauria; Squamata; Lacertidae
Gene: MCM9
Product: minichromosome maintenance 9 homologous recombination repair factor
Exons: 13
Coding region: 266-3700 (1144 amino acids)
Biological process (GO): double-strand break repair via homologous recombination
Cellular component (GO): nucleus; MCM complex
Molecular function (GO): ATP hydrolysis activity; single-stranded DNA binding; ATP binding
Source: RefSeq, a predicted model, not a curated record